UAUGGCAAACAUCAGUAGCUAAUAGUCAUUAACACACAGACUGAGCUGGUCAUGGAUAUCUGGAUUAACUAGUCAUCUAACCUAGCUAACUCGUUCUGCAGCUUUAUUUAUUGUGAGAGGGAAUGGGAGGGGGAGGAAAUGAGUGUCAGACCUCCAGACAAGCAUUAAAGUGUGACUAAUCUCUCUGUGGAUGGCAAGAAAUGGAUAAACCCAAAAUGGCUACAGAGAAAGGAAUCCCCAGUAGUUCCCGGGUGCUGAUGUUGCUGGGGCAGCUGGAGCGCCUGAAUGGAGAGGUGUUGGUCACUGACACUGAGGCGGUCAGGCAGGUGACAGGCAAAAUCCUGCAUCUCAUUCAGACUCAAGAGAAAACCAGAAAGGAGGUAAUGGCUAAGGGUUCCAGUGGAAUGGAGGUCAUUCUCUCCUCUCUAGAGAACACGCGGGACUUGCAGACGAUUCUGAACAUCCUUUGUAUUCUGAAUGAGCUGCUGACACUGGGCGGGGGCCGCAGGGUUGGAGUGUUUGUAUCUAAAGGAGGAACAGCCAUCCUCCUGCAGUUACUCGUCCAGUCCGGCAAAGAGGCCUCUCCCAGUGAAGAGCUUAUGCUCCAGACUCACUCUCUGCUGGCUAAAGUGGGGCCUAAGGACAGAAAGUUUGGGAUUAAAGCACGUCUGAAUGGGGCUUUAAAUGUGACAGUAAAUCUGCUGAAACAGAACCUACAGAACUACAAACUCCUGCUGCCGUGUUUACAGGUGCUGCGAGUCUACUCCAGCAACUCCGUGAAUGCUGUAUCUCUGGGAAAGAGUGGAGUUGUCGAGCUGAUGUUUAAAGUUAUUGGACCCUACAGCAAAAAGAACACCACUCUACUGAAGGUGGCUCUGGAUACUUUGGCAGCAUUGCUGAAAUCCAAGAUGAAUGCCCGUCGGGCAGUGGACAGGGCACACAUGCCCGCUCUUCUUGCCAUCUACCAAGACUGGCACCGCAAUGAUACCCGGCAUAGACACAUGAUCAUUCGCAAGAGCAUUCUGGGAUGCAUUAAAAACCUUACCAACAUCAAACUGGGCAGGAAGGCCUUCAUCGAUGCGGAUGGAAUGAGGAUCCUCUACAACACCUCAACUGAGUGUUUGCCUGUCCGGACGCUGGAUCCUUUAGUGAACGCCUCCAGCCUGAUCAUGAGAAAGUGUUUCCCAAAGAAUCGCCUGCCUCUGCCCACCAUUAAGAGUGUCUUUCAACACCCACUACCACACGUUCCAGCCAGCGGACCAGUGGCUCAGCUCUACAGCCAGCCUCCAGGGGUGGAUGAUGUUGUGGAUGAAAGUGACGACAAUGAAGACACAGAGAUCGACACAGAAAACGAUACAGAGAAUGAGGAAGAUGAGAAGGACCAUAAAGGACAGAAUGAUGACAUCGAGACUGAUAUCAACAAACUGAGACCCCGGCAGAUUCUCACACGCCCGUUUGAGGAAUUGAGAGUUUUUGAGCGUUUUUUUAAGGAGUUCUCAGAGGAUUUCCAGGACUUUGCCUUUGAGAGCAGUAAGUCUACAUCGCCCUCCUCUGCCGACACCUCAAAGCCCCAUCGUCCGAUCAUCAUCCCCACAUCUCGCUCCACAGCCGGACCCUGGAGUGAAACCUCUAAAAACAAACCCCAGCGGCCGGAGAGAGCAGAUCCACCCAGACCUCUGAAAGAUGCUCCAGUGGAUCUGGACAGCAUCUCUGUUACCAAAGCUCCGGAGAGCAAGCUGGAGCUGGAGCUGGUGCAGGGCCUGAGUCAGCUGCUUCUGGACGGCUCAGAGUCGGUGAACGGAGGCUGCGGAGGGGAGGGGCCUCAGGAGGAGGGCGGGGAGCAGGCGGUGCUAGAGGUGCCGGACACGGCCGCUCUCCUGCCUCUGCACGAUCCUGACCUGUACCUGGAGAUGGUGAAGGGGACCCACUCUGUACCUGGAUACACAGAUGUGGCCUACCCGGAUUAUUUCGGUCACGUGGCCCCUAACUUCAGGGAGCCCAUUAUAGAGAGAGUUUAUGGGGUGCAGCGGACAAAAAUAUUCCAGGAUAUUGAGAGGCUCAUUCAUCCCGGUGACAUCCUGGACAAAGUUGUGUAUGACCUUGAUUUGCAGAACUGCCCUGUUAUUGAUGACGGAGAAUGUCUGAAGUUCAACUCGCAGUUUGAAUCUGGGAACUUGCGAAAAGCAAUUCAAGUCAGAAAGUUUGAGUAUGACCUGGUGCUGAACUCAGACAUCAACAGUAACCACUACCACCAGUGGUUCUACUUCGAGGUGAGCAGCAUGCGAGUGGGAGUGCCGUAUCGCUUCAACAUCAUCAACUGUGAGAAAUCCAACAGCCAGUUCAACUAUGGCAUGCAGGUGCUGAAGUACUCUGUGCAGGAGGCCAUCAGUGGCAGCCCUCGUUGGAUUCGUACUGGAUCUGAUAUCUGCUACUACAAGAAUCAUUUCUCCCGGAGCUCCAUUGCAGCUGGUGGUCAGAAGGGAAAAUCGUACUACACCAUGACCUUUACUGUGACCUUUCAGCACAAAGAUGACGUCUGUUACUUCGCCUAUCAUUACCCCUACACCUUCUCCACCCUGAAGAUGCAUCUGCAGAAGCUGCGCGCCCUGUGCACUCCUCAGGUCUACUACAGGCAGGAGCAGCUUUGUGAGACGCUGGGAGGAAAUGGCUGCCCCCUGCUGACCAUCACUGCCAGGCCUGAGUCUGCCAGCAGUGACCACGUCUGCCAAUUUAGGAACCGGCCAGUGGUUUUCCUGAGUGCACGAGUUCACCCAGGAGAGACCAAUGCCAGCUGGGUAAUGAAGGGCACUUUGGAGUUCCUUGUGAGUUCAAGCCCUCUAGCGCAGAGCCUGAGAGAGAGCUUCAUCUUCAAAAUCGUCCCCAUGCUCAACCCAGAUGGAGUCAUCAACGGAAAUCACAGGUGUUCUCUAAGUGGGGAGGAUCUGAACAGACAGUGGCUGAACCCCAGCGCAGAGCUGCACCCCACCAUCUACUACGCAAAGAGUCUGCUGCAGUAUCUUACCGCUAUUGGACGAACUCCACUGGUAUUCUGUGACUACCACGGCCACUCGCGUAAGAAGAACGUGUUUAUGUACGGCUGCAGCAUAAAGGAAACCGUGUGGCAGACCAACGUCAGUGCUAGCUCCUGUGACCUACAGGAGGACCUGGGCUACAGGACGCUGCCAAAGCUGCUGUCUCAGUUGGCCCCUGCCUUCAGCCUCGCCAGCUGCAGCUUUGUGGUGGAGCGCUCCAAAGAGUCCACGGCCCGCGUGGUGGUGUGGAGGGAGAUUGGCGUCCAGCGUAGCUACACAAUGGAAAGCACACUGUGUGGCUGUGACCAGGGCAAAUACAAGGGUCUACAGAUUGGAACAAGGGAACUGGAGGAGAUGGGGUCUCAGUUCUGCAUUGCUCUGCUUAGGCUGCGGCGCCUUACUUCUCCUUUGGAGCUCCGCUACCACCAAACACACCUGCUGGAUAUGGACAGUGACCUGAUAGAGUCACGCUGCAAUAUCACAUGCCCCACCACAUACGUGAUGGAGGAAGACGAGCCUGCGUUUCUGGAGGAAGUGGACUACAGUGCAGAGAGCGAAGAAGAAAAUGAGCUUGGUCUGGAUCCAGCCCACCUGGACCCCAACUCUGACCCAGAGCUGAACCACCAAGACUCUCUGACCUGAGACACGCUCACCAAAUCCAGCUUAGGUACACACCCCUGCCUACACCAUAGCCAACCUUUCUGUAGGUGACCAACAGAAACUACGGUAUAGUACUAUGGUCUACAGUCCUGUCUUAAUCUGCAUAGCCUCAUUUUAAACACACACAUGCACGCCUGGGUCCUGCUGCAUAGAAACCUGAUACACUUGCUCUUAAACCAAAACCAAACUAGGUACCUGCAACUAUACAUGUAGCUUUAACAGGAUAUAUUAAAGGUAAAAACGCAGGAACGUAGUGUUUCAUCACCUAAAGUACUCCACUGCUCAUGCAACUCAUGCUAAACCACGUAUCGCUUAAGGGAUUUCUCAGCCAAAAGCUUUCGGAUAAAAGUGUAAACUAACUAUAUCUACUAAUAAACUAAAUGUUUAAACUGCAAAACACUCGAAAGGAAAAAUCUGAAAUUUACACAGUUUUUCUGCCGUUAUUUUAAAUAUAGCUGAUUAGAAAAGAGACGUCUAAAGCUGCUGUACUGGAAGCUGCUGUACUGGAGCUAUGAAGGUAAUGUGGAUAAUUCCCAGUUUAAACUACUGAGCAUUACAAACAGAAUUCUUUACAUUUAUUAUUUUUUAACUAAUGUUUUUUUCAAAGGAAUGUCAAUUUCUUUGGAUACACUAAAUUUUUAGUAAGCAAAAUAAUGAAAAAAAAUGCCAUAAAAUCACUUUUAGUGUUGGUUCAAAUAAGUAAAAAGGCUGAAUAAUACCAUAAUAUGACUAAAUACAUUUUAAGUUUAAUUUGUCUACAAGAAAGAGAAAAAUAAAUAUUCAGUAAAUAUUUUUUUAUUCUGUUUUUUGCAAGACAAAAAAUGCAUUUAGUCUAUUUUAUUUAUUCAUUUUUGAAAUAAGUGUCAAAAUGAUCCUAUUCAGGAUUUGCUGAUUCAUUUGUUUGGUUUUGGAUUCCUGUAAAACAAUUUAAUUCAGCGGAUCCUUAAAUAAUUUGUAUCUUAGGAGACUGUAAAGUAAGGAGUCUUACCCAGGGACUCAUAUUGGUGUAGAGUGGUGGACUUUUGUGGGGAAAGCAGUGUUGUUAUCUAUAUUCACAAUAUUUAUCAUUGCAUUUCACUAAUAUCUAUUACACCUAUACCUAUAGCAUCAAUUUCCUUGCAGAUAAACCUAUUGAGUCAUGCUAUGUGUUAGUCUAAAUCAGUUGGUUUAGUGAAGAAUGUAACUAUACUGUCUUCCCCCUGGCAGACUCUAUCCAAUAAAAGUCCUUGAGCAAAACUCUUAAUGCCACAUUCUAACCUUACCCAUCUAACAUAAUUCAUGAUUUAAUAUGUUACAAGAAGUUACAAUGAUAGUCAUUUUAUUUUAAAGGAAAAUACAGGUUAAAGAUUAGAGAAAUAAUUGAACAGAUUAUUACAGUAUAUCCUUUAUGAUCUGAUAACAUUGAUAGACAUAGUUUUAUGUCAUCUGUGGCAUUGCUUUACACAAAUUCAAUGUCAAGACAAUGUUUAAUGCAUGUAAAUUUAACGUAAAAUAGUGACGACAGCUGACAUUGAUAUAUAUAUAUAUUUUUUGCUGUUAAUAAACAAAAUCCAGUAUCGUCACAAUCCAGUUACUUCAUAUGCUAACAUUAAUAGCAUUAGUAGGCGUUGUUGACAUUUUCUAUUAUUUAAGUUAUAGUGUUCAACAAUAACAGUUUACAUCUGUCUGAUGUUGGCACAUUAGACAACAUUUGCCAUUAAACAAUUUUUCUUUUUGAACUACAAAUUUAAUGUAAAAUUUGUAAAAUUUAAUGUAAAAUGUAUUUUAUGUCUUCUACGCUUGUUUACAAAAUACAUACAGUUUGACAAACAUACUAUUAAACAUACAAUUAAACAUAAUGUUUAGUAGUGCAUCUUAAAGUAUUAUUGUAUUAUUAUAACAAUAAAUGUAUUAUUGUGUAUAACUGUACAAUUGGUAAUAAGAUAAGGGAUUCAAAUGAAUGGACUUAAAGCAUGUCUGUGAUGAGUUUUGCGUUCAGAUUGUUAUCUACAUUACCUACAUUAGUCUCAUAGCUCCAGUGUGAAAGUAAAGAUGCAAACCUUAGAUAUCAAAUACAGUUUUGUGCAAACAUUUUAGGCUCCUGUGAAAAUUAGACUGGGCAAGAUCUAUUAAUUUUAUUAGUAAAGUGUUAGUAUAAUUUAAAAAUAAAUGCAGCAUUCAUACAAAUAACUUUUGCUUAAUGAUGUUAAGUCAUUUUAGUGAGCUGAGGCACUGACUGGGGCACCAACUUUGUUCCUUAGAUCAAAUUAACAAGAUCUCAACUACUUUAUCUAAAAGAAAUUUCUAUCUAAUGCAAUCGGAAAAUUUUCAAAAAAUAAACCUAAUCCUUCGUAUUGAUGAGAUUUUAGGUCAUUUUAAGUGUCAAAACGUCACUGUGCUGUACUGCAUGUCUUAGCUGAUUAACUGUGUUUGGGUACAGAUGGAGAAAAACUGUGUAAACGGGAUUUUAGGCUGAACCAAUGCUUUAAACACCAAAACAGUCUUGAGUAUUGCUCACAGUCCUUAAAGCGAAAUCAAUGGUGCUACAUGUGGACGCUUCACGUUCCUGGAUGUUCACUUUAACCACAGCGAAGCUGCCUUUCCUUUCAACCGGUGUGACGUGUUUUCCGCACAACAAGCAAGCACUAUCAUUGUAUCACUUAGUGUUGAAACAUCUCACAGUGACGCAUGAAACAGGGUAAGAUCCACAGAAAGGUCUGGAAACGUGUGAAAAUUGUGUACUGUACUGUAUACUGUACAGUGAUGUUUCACAGUGCAGUCAGUGCAGUUUGAGGAAUGUGAAUGUCACUCUUCUUAUCUUUAUAUCACCUGUGUGCGUUUGGUGUAGUAGGUAAAGAUCCCGGGGCCGGCGUCGCUGGGCCGAGUGCCUGUGUAACGAUGGCACUGUAUGGGUGUAUUUGCACUGUUUUUUGCUUUUAUAAAACCAUUGACACUUGAAUUGGGAAGCGCUCCCGCAUUUUAAUUUACAUGUAGAGUCGUUUUUGUUGCGUUUGUUUAAUUACUGCAUGACUGAACUUUGCCUUUCUAAUUUAUUUGAAUUGUUUUAUGGAUUGUUCCUGAGAGGCUACAUAUGGUAGCACAGUUUGUCAGUGUGUGUGUGUGUGUUUUUGUGUGUGCGUGCGCGUGUGUGUUUAAAGCUGUAUGUGUUCAUUGUUGGGUUAUGUGGGUAUAUAUGUGUAUGAGAGAUAAACAUACCAAAACUGAUUUGGUCUUGAUUGAAUGUAUAAAACGAAAUGGCUGUAAUAAACACUUAAAUUGA
This is a messenger RNA of Astyanax mexicanus (Mexican tetra), 6951 nucleotides long. It is a transcript of the gene agtpbp1, whose product is annotated as ATP/GTP binding carboxypeptidase 1. Bases 201 to 3674 code for a protein of 1157 amino acids. The transcript is spliced from 26 exons. Gene Ontology annotation, molecular function: zinc ion binding; metallocarboxypeptidase activity. The record is from RefSeq and is a predicted model, not a curated record. Gene Ontology annotation, biological process: C-terminal protein deglutamylation; proteolysis; protein side chain deglutamylation. Lineage: Eukaryota; Metazoa; Chordata; Actinopteri; Characiformes; Acestrorhamphidae.